AUGGAUGGAGAUAAUGAAGAAUUAUCUAAAGAAACAAAUGAUGUGCCUAAUACUGAGGAACAUAGAAAUAAUAUUCAUGAAGUUGAAGACAAUAUCGUAUCGAAUGAAAAAUACAAGCGGAGGAGGAAGAACAAUAGAAAAGAUAUAAAAAAGGAUAAGGUUAUUAAGCAAAAGGACUGUGUAAAGUGGACUGCGGAUCUUCAUGCAAAAUUCAUGAAAAGUUUGGAACAAUUAGGUGAGGGAAAAUGUUACCCAAAGGAUAUGGUGGAGGUUAUGGAUGUGCCUGGUCUUACCAGGAUGCAGGUAGCGAGUCAUUUACAGAAAUGCCGUUUCAACAAUUGGAGAUCUCCAGAAGAGCGCAAAAGUAGUCGUCGUACAUCAGGCCAAGAAUCUUUAAGUGAAUCUCAACAAAAAAGUAGCAAUAGAAAAUAUGGGACAAUGCCCUAUCUUCAAAAUAAUAUUCCUAAUCAAAUCCAAAGAGGGCUAGAGUUUCCAUUUUCAACUCCCAAUACCAGCAACACUUUUGCUAGAGGGGAGAGUUCAAUUCAAGAGAAACUCUAUCCUCCACAAUUUCAGGUUCAACCCCACUACCCCAGCAUUGACAAUUCAUUAAAUAACCCAUUUUUUACUGUGCAAAAUAAUGUUGGCGGUGUGCUUCAACAACAUCAGCAUAGACCAUUAUUGGAAAUGUUUGGUUCACUAAGACUACAGGACCCAAUUGUAGGAAACAUUACUCAUAGGCCUGGCUCGGCAUUUAACACGUGGAAUCAUCAUACUCAAAGUGAGUACAACUUGGACCUCAAUGUAGUUCAUAAAAAAACACAUUUAGGUAGUAAAAUAAUGCCUGAUAUAGGUAUUGGAAAUAGGAUGAUUAAUGACUAUAACUUGAAUGUGAAUGCAGGAAAUACAAACACAUAUUCAGGUAGCACAACGAUGUCUGAUGCUGAAAAUGUGACUAGUGACGAAGUUGAAACAAUAAAUGCUAAUUUUCAGCAACAUAUUGCUGAACCAAAUAUGUCUUAUCCAAGCAAUAUAAUCGCGACAAAUAAGAGUGAUAUAGAAGGAAGUGAUGCAAAUGAGAGGGAAGAUUGUGAUGCAUAUUAUAAUUUCAAUCAUAUGGGUUAUUUCUUUCAAAAUAUUGGACCUCCAGGUGCUAACCUACCCAAUUCAUAUGACAGUGAGUUUGAUCAAGUUUAUUCUGAUGAUUAG
Molecule: messenger RNA, 1209 nt
Organism: Solanum tuberosum (potato)
Lineage: Eukaryota; Viridiplantae; Streptophyta; Magnoliopsida; Solanales; Solanaceae
Exons: 3
Coding region: 1-1209 (402 amino acids)
Biological process (GO): regulation of DNA-templated transcription
Cellular component (GO): nucleus
Molecular function (GO): DNA binding; DNA-binding transcription factor activity
Source: RefSeq, a predicted model, not a curated record